This is a messenger RNA of Verruconis gallopava, 3792 nucleotides long. RefSeq lists its product as uncharacterized. The coding region runs from base 28 to 3567 and encodes 1179 amino acids. Gene Ontology annotation, cellular component: chromosome. Lineage: Eukaryota; Fungi; Ascomycota; Dothideomycetes; Venturiales; Sympoventuriaceae. The transcript is spliced from 5 exons. Gene Ontology annotation, molecular function: ATP binding; protein binding; ATP hydrolysis activity. The record is from RefSeq and is a predicted model, not a curated record. Gene Ontology annotation, biological process: chromosome organization.
CGAGUCUUUUCGCACACUCUCUUCGCCAUGAGGGUAAUAGAAGUUGUCAUUGACGGCUUCAAGUCGUACGCGGUUCGAACGGUAAUAUCAGGAUGGGACGAGAGCUUUAACUCGAUUACGGGUCUGAAUGGAAGUGGAAAGUCAAAUAUUCUCGAUUCAAUAUGUUUUGUGCUCGGGAUCACGAACAUGAGCACCGUCCGCGCGACGAAUCUGCAGGACCUCAUCUACAAGCGAGGGCAAGCAGGCGUCACAAAAGCCAGCGUUACAAUCGUCUUUGACAAUAGCGACAAGUCCAAGUCUCCAAUCGGCUUCGAAGAAUAUGCGCAGAUCUCCGUCACGAGGCAGAUUGUACUAGGAGGCACGUCGAAAUACCUUAUCAAUGGGCAUAGAGCGCAGCAGCAUACCGUUCAAAAUCUUUUUCAGUCCGUCCAACUGAACAUCAACAAUCCAAACUUUUUGAUCAUGCAAGGGCGGAUCACGAAGGUGCUCAACAUGAAGCCCGUCGAGAUUUUGGCGAUGAUUGAGGAAGCAGCAGGCACCCGCAUGUACGAAGACAGGAGAGACAAAGCCAUCAAGAACAUGGCUAAAAAGGAACUCAAAGUCAAGGAGAUUACGGAGUUGCUGAGGGAUGAAAUCGACCCAAAGCUGGAGAAAUUGCGAGGCGAAAAGCGUGCUUUCCUCGAUUUUCAGCAAACGCAGAACGAUUUGGAGAGGCUAACCCGUCUUGUGGUCGCGUAUGACUACAUCAAAGGCAAAGAGAAGCUGAAAAUGACGGCGUCAGAGCUUGAUUCUAAAAAGAGGCGGCAAUUGGAGCUCGAGGAGUCUGCAGUAAGAUUGAAGAAUGAAGUUGCAUGUCUCCAGGAGGAUAUAAAGAAGAUCAAAGCCGCACGGGAGAAAGAGCUACGGAAAGGAGGUAGAUUCCAGGCUCUAGAGGACGAGGUGAAAGCGCAUUCACACGAGAUGGUCAGAUUGUCGACAAUCGUGGAAUUGAAGAAGUCAGGCUUGACCGAGGAGCAAGAUAAACAAAAAAAGCUUCAAAAGACCGUCAAGGAGCUUGAGGCUGAACUCAGGAAGAAGACUGCAUUAUAUGAGGAUUUGCAGAAGAGAUACGAGGCAGCGCAUGCCGAGGUCGAGAAGCUUAGUCAAGAGGUCGAAAAGAACGAGGAGCUUCUCCAGACACUGCAAACCGGUGUGGCAUCCAAGGACGGCCAAGAAAGCGGCUAUCAAGGUCAGCUCCAAGAUGCUAGGAACCGUGCUAGCGCAGCAGCAACAGAACAAGAGCAGGCGAAGCUAAGAAUAUCUCAUCUCGAAAAGCAAAUUAAAGAAGACCAGCCAAAAGCCGAUAAUGCGAAGAAACUGAACGCCGGUUUGCUUAAAGAUCUUGAUGGCCUACGAUCCCAGGCCAAGAAACUCGAGGCAGAUCUAUCCAAACUUGGAUUUGAGCCUGGGAAAGAAGAUGAGAUGUACAAGGAGGAGGCACAUCUGCAGUCGCGGAUACGAACACUACGCGAACAAGCAGACGGGCUCCGGCGGAAGGUCGCAAGCAUUGACUUCACUUAUUCAGACCCCUCGCCCAACUUUGACCGUUCAAAGGUGAAAGGUCUGGUCGCGCAAUUAUUUACUCUAGAUAAGAAUCACCUGCGAGCUGGUCAGGCUUUGGAAGUCUGCGCUGGCGGUCGACUAUAUAACGUAGUUGUGGACAGCUCGAACACGGGUACACAGCUGCUUCAAAACGGCAAACUGAAAAAGCGCGUUACCAUCAUACCUCUCGACAAAAUCACGGCUUUUCGAGCGUCCGCCGAGAAGGUUGGUGCAGCCCAAAAGAUUGCACCUGGCAAGGUUGAUCUAGCACUAUCUUUAAUCGGUUAUGAGGAUGAGGUCAAUGCCGCUAUGGAGUAUGUCUUCGGCUCUACAUUUAUUUGCGAUGAUCCAGCGACGGCCAAGAGUGUCACAUUCAACCCUUCAGUGCGAAUGAAGAGUGUGACUCUGGACGGAGAUGUUUACGAUCCUUCCGGCACCCUUUCUGGUGGCAGCGCUCCACAGUCGAGUGGUGUCCUCGUCACGUUGCAGAAGCUGAAUGAAAUCACAACGGAGCUCAACUCUCAAGAAAGAGCUCUGAGCUUGCUGCAGGCGACAAUUGCCAGAGAACAGAAGAAGCUUGACUCAGUGAAAAAGAUCAAGCAAGAUCUUGACUUGAAGCAGCACGAGAUCCAACUUGCAGAAUCGCAGAUCAACAGCAAUACCUCCUCGUCGAUCAUACAAGCCGUUGAAGAGAUGAAAGCGACCAUUGCUCAAUUAAAACAGAACAUUAUCGACGCCAAGCUUCGUCAAGACGAAGCGAACAAAGAGGCGAAGCGAAUUGAGAAGGAUAUCAAAGACUUUAGCAACAAUAAAGAUAGCAAGCUUGCUGAGUUGCAAUCAUCGCUCGAUAAGCUGAAAAAGACUUUGGCGAAGAGCAAGGCGUCAAUCAAGCCACUACAGCAAGAGAUGCGAGACGCGAUGCUGGAAGCAGAGCAGUGUGGUAGCGACUUGUCUGCCGCACAGGAGCAGCUUCAUGAUACGGAGGUAUCGCUAUCAACACAACAAGAUGAGAUCAGUAAUCUCUUGGCUGAACAAGCUCGUGUUAAGGAUGCCCAUGACAUUGCUCAGGCCCAACUUGAGGAUGAACAGGCCAAGCUGUCCGGUUUUGAUGAGGAGCUUAAGUCAUUAGAAGAUGCCAUCCACUCCAAGAACAGGCAGACAACGGAGGAAUCGCUCGAACAACAAAAGCUUGGUCACACUCUCGAAAAGCUUGAGAAGGAUCAACAGAGUGCAUCUCAGAUUCUCAAACAGCUUUCAGACUCGCACGAGUGGAUAGAAGAGGAGCAGGAACUCUUCGGACGGCCGAAUACACCUUAUGACUUCAAAGGUCAAAACAUGACAGAAGCAAGAUCUUCACUCAAGAACUUGACUGAGCGCUUCCAGGGAAUGAAAAAGAAAAUCAACCCAAAGGUCAUGAACAUGAUUGACAAUGUGGAGAAAAAGGAGGCUUCAUUGAAGAACAUGAUGCGCACUGUCAUCAAAGACAAGCGUAAGAUCGAGGAGACCAUCUUACAGCUAGAUGAGUACAAGACGGAGGCGCUGCAGAAGACCUGGGAGAAGGUGAAUGGGGAUUUUGGUCAGAUCUUCAAUGAGCUGCUGCCAGGAAGUUUUGCGAAAUUGGACCCGCCAGAGGGUAAAACAAUUGCGGAUGGUCUCGAGGUGAAAGUCUGCUUGGGCAAAGUGUGGAAGCAGUCGUUAACAGAACUAUCUGGUGGUCAACGGUCUUUGAUCGCCUUAUCUUUGAUUAUGGCGUUGCUGCAGUUCAAGCCAGCACCUAUGUAUAUUCUUGACGAAGUUGACGCCGCGCUCGACUUGUCGCACACGCAAAACAUUGGCCGGCUCAUCAAAACCCGCUUUAAGGGCAGUCAAUUUAUUGUCGUCAGUCUUAAGGACGGUAUGUUCCAGAAUGCGAACAGAAUCUUUAGGACUAGAUUCCAGGAUGGCACAAGCAUAGUCCAGGCACUUACUCCUGCGGAUCUGAAAUAACGUGUAUUAUGUUGUUACGAUUUUCGGGCCUGAUGAGCAUGGCAGCAAAGGGUGGAUCGGCGUUUAUGCGAGCCUUGGUCACUACGAAUACCAUUGACUUGGGGAAAGAUAAUACGUAUCUAUAUGCACAUUCGAUUUUUUUUUUCUGUUUUCUUGCCUUCACUGCCCCGAAGGCACAAUGAUAGGUCAUAUCAGUACUUUCCGAAAUGCAUUUCCUAAUCCUCG